AUGAGCAAAAACUACAAUUUGAGCUAUUCAAAAAAUAUAUUAUCACUUGCAUGCAGUGCAUUAAAGAUUCUUAAUCAAUAUAAUUGCUUACUCCCACGCUUUGAGUCGGAAAAAAAUUCUAUUCAAAUUUUAAACGGUGCUAAUUAUUUUUAAAAAUUUAUAUGCUAAAAUAAUUAUAAAAGUUUGUAAAAAAAAUAUAAAACAUAGAAUGAGCAUAACAGAAAAUUUCAGGAUCAGGAAAUGAAUCGCAUUUUUUGUUAAAAACUACUUCGUUUAAUACUGCCUGCAAUGAAUUGAAAUUUGAAGAUAGAAACAAUGUAGCAUUCAUUGAAUGUUUGGUUUUAAGUAUUAAAAACUAUAAGAGAAACUUAUUAUGAAGAAGAAAUUAAAGAGAUAAUAAAAUUGGAAUUUUAUUGGAAUUAUUUAUUAAAGAAAUAUGGAAUCAGUCAAUCAUAAAAAGAAACAUGAAUCCCAUAUAAAAAUUUUUGUAAGAGAGGAAGUGUUGAUGCUUUUGGAAAUUAUGCAAUUUUUCUUUUUUACUUUUAAUAAUGAUAAUAAUGGGAAUUUUAAUUUAGUUUUAUAAAGAAUUAACUCAAAAAUUAAUUCAGUGCUAAAACCGUUUAAAUAUAUUUCAAUUGCACUUCAUCCUUGAAAUCAAUCAAAAUUAGUUAUUAUUUUCACCUAUAAAAUUUACAAUAGAAAAAUUAGAAAUAAAGGGGGUUUAAUGUACCAAUAAAAUGGAAAGUUUGCAGAUAUGUUGUUCCAAUUUUAAAAGGAUAGGAUUUAGCCAACAAUAAAACAAGCCUGUUUUAUAAGAUAGUGAAUUCAGAUAUAAAUGACAGAAACCUGACAAUUUUGAGUGAUAGUCUUCCUAAAGAUGGAAACAGUCCAAAUAUUUUUGAAGCUUUAAAGUUCCUAUUAUUAUCAAAAGACUCUUUAGUUGCUGAAAAAGUCUAUUUUUCUCGUAAUAUUUCAUUUAUUCGUGAGGAGGAAAUAUUUAAUAAAAAUAAUGACAUAGUUAUUAUUUAUGAUCAACGGAGUCCAAGUAUUGAUAAAGAUCAUUAUGAAAAUUUGGGCUUUUGCUUGACUUUUUCAAUUAACGUUAGUGAGACAACAAUGAUAGAUUACACUCAAGGAGUUAAAGAAGUUACUGAAUGGAAAUUUUAUCAAAAAUCACAUCCUGGAUAUAUUUAUUGUUUUUGGCGAAUAAAUUCUCAGGCAAGUCAGCAGCAAUUCAAUGAAGAAUCAAAGGAAAUUAUGCAAAGCCAUUCUCCAAGAACUCUAUCUCUAAACCUUCCCAAUACACCCAUUAACCCAAAUUAUAAAGGACUUCCAAAUUUAGGAAACACUUGCUACCUAAACUCAGUCCUACAUAUCCUAAAAUGAACAGAAGGGUUCGCGUCAUUGAUUCAAUUAUCUAGAACCCCCCCAAUUCCACAAUUAUUUGCUGUUCUGUCUAUUAUGAACACCACUCAAGGCAUAGAGAAUCCCUUGAGAACUUUAAUUUCCAGCUUAAACAAAACCUUUAAAGAUGUAAUUUUUAAAUAGUUUCAUAUAAAAAAAAACCAUGAUGCUAAAGAGUUAUUUACAGUUCUUAUUGGCGAAAUAGAAGAAAAUAUCACAAAUCUCUUUUGUAUAGUAGUGCAUAAAACUCUGCAUUGCCAUCAUAAUGAGAGAUAUAGCAUUGACCAUGCAGAAGAAAUAACCGAGAAAUUCCUGUUUUUAUGUGUACCAUAUGGUGAUGUUGAAAGCUAUUUUAUAAGGCUAGGAGAAGAUCAAUGAUUUGAAGGGGAAAAUUCUUUAAGGUGUAAACGCUCAAAUACCUUAAAAAGAGCUAGAAUUUCGACUAAUAAAAUAGACUUUCCAUCGAAUUUGGCAAUUUAUGUGCCGCCAUCAGAAUCGAGGAAUGAAAAUAUUAAGACGAGUUUUAUUCAAGAAGAUAAUCUAUAUCUCCUUUAUGGAGUCAUUGCGUACAAUCCUUAUAUUCUUCAUUAUUUUAGUUAUGUUUUGAUCGAAAAUAACUGGAUAAAAUUCGAUGAUGAAACUGUUACUUAUGAAGCGCCAAGGCUUGAUUUUGCUUACCUGUUGUUUUAUAAAGCCACCUUUCUGCUAGCUGAUUAA
Molecule: messenger RNA, 2121 nt
Organism: Blepharisma stoltei
Lineage: Eukaryota; Ciliophora; Heterotrichea; Heterotrichida; Blepharismidae
Source: the annotation of a GenBank genome assembly